Purpureocillium takamizusanense is the source of this 2554-nucleotide messenger RNA. RefSeq lists its product as uncharacterized. Gene Ontology annotation, molecular function: NADH dehydrogenase activity; calcium ion binding. The record is from RefSeq and is a predicted model, not a curated record. The transcript has 2 exons. Lineage: Eukaryota; Fungi; Ascomycota; Sordariomycetes; Hypocreales; Ophiocordycipitaceae. The coding region runs from base 229 to 2292 and encodes 687 amino acids.
CAACUCUCUUCACCACCAGGCAGGUCGUCCAGCCUCACGCUCGUUUCUCCCUUUCCUCACCAUUGUUGCGUCUCUGCAAGCUCGGGUACGGGAGCGCACACAAGCCUUUGAUCACACCUCCGCACCGCUCGACCCGCGCAGCGCGUCUGGGCAUGUCGUUGCGGCGAGUCGCAUCGCUGAGCUAGCUCUUCCAAACCCCCCCCCCCCCGUGUCUCCCGCGCGACACACAUGCAGCGUGCCAUGCGCCCGCCAACGGGGUCAGUCUCGGCGGUGGUGCUACGCCUCGCUGCGAAGAACCGGCCACAAGCCCGCAGCUGUCUCUUCGAUGCCUUGCGAUAUGGUCCGCCCGCUCAGGCUCGCGCAAUAUCCAGGCUGCCAAGACCGGCAGGGAGCCGCUCGCCGCCCACGCUCUUCGGCCGCCAAACCCGCGCCAUCUUCUCAGGCAAGCCGCUGCCGCAAGCCAACUCCUGGAUCCUCAAUUUCUGCUACAGGGCCGCCGCCUGGGUUGGCAUCUCCAUUACCGUCGUUGGCGUCGGUGUCCUUGGCUUCUUUCUCUACGACGCUAGCACCUACAAGGAGCAUGCCACCCAGAGCGAUAUUGACGUCUCCCAGCUGGCGCUCCAGCCACGCCGCGGCGGACCAAAGAACCUGCCAAUUGCCGAGGUCUUCAUCGACGACGACGACUGCGACGAGAAGAAGCGCACCAAGAACAAGCCCAAGCUCGUCGUACUCGGUGGCGGCUGGGGCGGUGUUGCUCUGCUCAAGGAGCUGAACCCCGAUGACUAUCACGUCACGGUCAUCUCCCCAACCAACUACUUCCUCUUCACACCCAUGCUACCCUCGGCCACGGUAGGGACACUCGAGCUUCGUUCUCUUGUCGAGCCCAUUCGCCGCAUCCUAAGUCGUGUUCACGGACACUUUGUCCGCGCCAAGGCAGAAGACAUCAGCUUCUCCGACAAGCUCAUCGAGGUAUCCCAAUUAGACCACAAGGGCAACGAAGUGCGCUUCUACGUGCCCUACGACAAGCUUGUGAUUGCCGUCGGCUCAGUCACCAACCCGCAUGGAGUCAAGGGACUCGAAAACGCGUUUUUCCUCAAGGACAUCGACGACGCCCGCAAGAUCCGCAACAAGGUCAUACACAACCUCGAGCUCGCAUGUCUCCCAACCACGCCCGACGAUGAGCGCCGCCGUCUCCUUUCCUUUGUCAUAAGCGGAGGUGGCCCCACGGGCGUUGAGUUUGCCGCCGAGUUGUAUGACCUGCUCAACGAAGAUCUGACCCGCCAUUUCCCGCGCUUGCUGAGAAACGAGAUCUCUGUCCAUCUCAUCCAGAGUCGGAGUCAUAUCCUCAACACGUAUGACGAGACCGUAUCAAAGUAUGCCGAGGAGCGCUUUGCUCGCGACCAAGUGGGAGUCCUCACCAACUCGAGGGUGAAGGAGGUGCAGCCUGACAAGAUCAUUUUCACGCAAAAGCAAGAGGAUGGAAGCCUCGUCACCAAGGAACUGCCAAUUGGCUUCUGCUUGUGGUCUACCGGUGUCUCGCCCACUGCUCUUGGCCAGAAGCUGUCGCGCAAGCUUGGGGAUUUCCAGACGAACCGUCACGCCCUAGAGACAGACACCCACUUACGCCUAAAUGGCACUCCGCUGGGCGAUGUCUACGCCAUUGGGGAUUGCUCCACGGUUCAGAACAAUGUCGCUGAUCAUAUCAUCACCUUUUUGCGGGCUCUCGCCUGGAAGCGAGGCAAGGAUCCAGAGACUCUGCAGCUACACUUCAGUGACUGGCGUCAGGUCGCUCAAGACGUCAAGAAGCGUUUUCCUCAAGCCAUCAACCAUUUAAAGCGCCUGGACAAGCUUUUCGCCGAGUUCGACAAGGAUCAGUCUGGCACGCUUGACUUCGGCGAGCUGCGCGAGCUGUUGAAGCAGAUCGACAGCAAGCUGACGUCCCUGCCAGCCACGGCACAGCGAGCUCACCAGCAAGGGCAUUACUUGGCGCAGAAGUUCAACAAGCUGGCCCGCCUGUCGGAAGGCCUGUCCGCCAACGACAUCCGCGAGGGUGACGUGGAUGCGGCAGUGUACAAGGCAUUCGAGUACCACCAUUUGGGUAGCUUGGCAUACAUUGGGAACUCUGCCGUGUUCGACCUCGGCGAGGGAUGGAGCGUGGCUGGCGGUCUUUGGGCAGUGUACGCCUGGCGGUCCGUCUACUUUGCGCAGAGCGUGAGCUUCCGGACCCGGUCGCUGAUGGCCAUGGACUGGGCUAAGAGAGGCCUGUUUGGACGAGAUUUGAUGAGCUUCUGAGCACGCAUUUGUGGGCUGGACCCGAUGGGAACAUAGAAUCAUGAAAGACCCAGCUGCUUGACGGCGAGCAGACAUGAUUGCUGGGUGUUGUACUUGCGACGAUAUACUAGAUGCACGGUACUGUAGCGCGAGUUCACGGCCCCAAAUACAGAUCAACAGAACAGAGGGUGGGCGACCGAUCUCAGCCGCUUGUCUCUCAUGUUUCCAGGAACAACGCCAGCUAUGAACUGAGCCACUAUAAUACGAAAUCCUUGUGUGUCCA